Corchorus capsularis is the source of this 10902-nucleotide messenger RNA. The record is from the annotation of a GenBank genome assembly. NCBI's taxonomy places the organism in Eukaryota, Viridiplantae, Streptophyta, Magnoliopsida, Malvales, Malvaceae.
AUGGAAUAUGACGUUACAGAGCUGGAACGAGCUCAGCAGCUUCUCAUUGUUACUUCGUUGCUUAGAUUUGCAGAUUCAAAAGUGCCCCAAGAAGAAGUUGAUGCUUUACAAGAGAUAACUGCCGCUAUGGGUGUGACACAUUGGAAAUUUGAUGGUGAGUCCUGUGAAGUUAAAAUGGUUGGGGUAACACUAGUGCCACCGAAGAAUGCAGAGCAUGACAUCUCUUGUGAAUGUGAGACAAACAGUGAUGUUUGCCAUGUCGUAAGAAUAGUGCUCAAGGGUUAUAAUCUUCCUGGAACACUUCCUCCUCAACUGGUUAAGCUUCCUUACCUUCGAGAAAUUGAUUUUGCUUACAACUACCUACAUGGCACAAUUCCAACAGAAUGGGCUUCCAUGAAGUUGACUUCGAUGUGCCUUGAAGCAAAUCAAUUCUCUGGUGCUGUACCACCUGAAAUAGGGAAUUUAGUGAAUUUGAAAACAUUGAUACUCUCCUCCAAUCAAUUAACUGGGUAUUUGCCAGUUAGCCUUGGUUUGCUUAGAAAUCUAUCUGAUCUGAUAAAUGAUAACAACUUCAAUGGAAGCAUACCUAGUUUCGUACAGAAAUGGGAGCAACUCAGCCGACUAGAAAUGCAAUCAAGUGGACUUGAGGGACCAAUACCAACAACCGUAUCUCUUUUGAAUAAUUUGGUUGACCUGAGGAUUAGUGAUUUUAAUGGGCCCAUUCAGGGUUUUCCUACAGUCAGAAACAUGACAGGCAUAGUGAGAUUGGUUUUGAGAAAUUGUAACAUUUCUGGAGAGAUCCCAGCUUACAUUUGGACAAUGAAGGAUCUGGAAAUGUUGGAUGUCAGUUUUAACAAGUUAGUUGGGAAAAUUCCAGCCAGCAUAAGUGCAAACCGUCUACGGUUUAUCUUUUUGAGUGGCAACAUGCUAAGUGGAGAUGUGCCAGAUUCAAUCUUGAGGCAGGGGGCCAGCAUAGAUCUUUCGUACAAUAACUUCACCUGGCAAGGUCCUGAGAAACCUGUUUGUCAGGAGAACAUGUGGGGAGCUCUUUCAUGCAAGAAGGAUUUCACCUGUCCUCAAUAUUCAAAUUGUUUACAUGUUAAUUGUGGUGGAAAGGACACAAGGAUCAAGGAAAACCAAAUAAACUUAUUAUAUGAAGGAGAUGGUGAUGUUGAAGGUGGUGCAGCAAAGUAUUUUAUUAGAGAUGAUGCUUAUUGGGGAUUUAGUAGCACGGGAGACUUCAUGGAUGACAAUGAUUUCCAAAAUACACGUUACACUGUAUCAAGACCAUUAAACAUCUCAGAACUGUACAGAACAGCCCGCAUAGCUCCAAUAUCACUCACUUAUUUCCAUUAUUGCUUAGAGAAUGGAAAUUAUACCAUAACUUUCAAUUUUGCAGAGAUAGAGUUUACUAAUGAUGAAACAUAUAGCAGCCUUGGUAGGCGCAUAUUUGACAUUUAUGUUCAGGAAAACUUAUUGUGGAAGGACUUUAAUAUUGAAUCAGAGGCAAGGAGUGCUCAAAAGCCUUUAAUAAAACAAGUUUAUAAUGUCAGUGUGACAAAUAAUUUCUUGGAGAUUCGGUUCUAUUGGGCUGGGAGAGGAACAACAAGAAUUCCUGAAAGAAGUGUCUAUGGGCCACUUGUAUCAGCAAUAUCUGUGGUUUCUGAUUUCAAGCAAUGCCCUAAUGGAAGAAACAGUGGAACCGCUUACAUGGUUCUUGGGGUUGUAGGAUCAUGCCUUCUCUUCUUCAUACUGGGUGUUCUGGGAAUUCUUUGGUGGAAAGGCUGUUUGCUUGGAAAAUGUUGGAGGAAAGAAGGCACAGAUAUCAAAGGGGACAUGCCAUCAGGGACUUUUACUUUGAAACAGAUUAAAGUUGCCACUGAUGACUUUGAUCCUGCUAACAAGAUUGGAGAAGGAGGUUUUGGUCCUGUAUACAAGGGUCAGUUACCUGAUGGUACCAAGAUUGCAGUAAAACAGCUCUCCUCUAAAUCACGGCAAGGGAAUCGUGAAUUUCUAAAUGAGAUUGGGAUGAUAUCUUGCUUGCAACACCCUAAUCUCGUUAAACUUCAUGGAUUUUGUGUUGAAGGGGAUCAAUUGCUAUUGGUUUAUGAGUACAUGGAAAACAAUAGCCUUGCCCGUGCUUUGUUUGGUCCAGAACACAAUCGGCUCGAACUGGACUGGGCUACAAGGCUUAAGAUCUGUAUUGGUAUAGCUAGAGGUCUUGCUUUUCUGCAUGAAGAAUCUAGACUCAAGAUUGUUCACAGAGACAUUAAAGCUACUAAUGUGCUUCUGGACAGUGACUUAAACCCGAAAAUAUCUGACUUUGGAUUGGCUAGGCUCGAUGAAGAGGAGAAGACUCACAUCACUACCCGAAUCGCUGGAACCAUAGGAUAUAUGGCACCAGAAUAUGCAUUAUGGGGCCACUUGACAUACAAAGCAGAUGUUUACAGUUUUGGAGUGGUGGCAUGCCAUCUGCAUCAAGCUGGAAACUUGGUAGCACUUCUCAAUGAGAGAUUAAGGUCUGAAGUCAAGAAAGAAGAGCUGGAACUUAUGGUUAAAGUAGCUCUAUUGUGCACAAAUGUAUCAGCAUCACUUAGGCCUACCAUGUCUGAAGUGGUAAGCAUGCUUGAAGGGAAAAUGACUGUUCCUGACAUGAUACCAGAACCAGGCACAUAUACCGAAGAUUUAAGAUUUAAGGCCAUGAGAGAUCUAUGUCGACAGAAAGAAGAUCAAAGUUCCAGUGGAAGCCAAACCCAAACUUCAACUGUCCAUAACUUCUCUUCAUCUACAUGGUUAGUAGCAUCCAAGUCUAUAACUCACCUUGUUGCGUACCAGAGAGAUAGCAAAGCAAAGCUGAGGGAAAGCAUGGGAGGAGUUGCCAAUGGUGUUUCAACAAUGAAGCUUCUUGGCUGCCUGAUUCUUACAGUCUUGAUGCUGGUUUGCAUGGAACCAAAUUACAAAGUUGAAGCUCAGGUGGAACCACCUUCUCCUCCAGAUAAUGAAGCACAAGCUCUUCAUGAGAUAGCCGCAGAGCUUGGAAAGAAGGAUUGGAAUUUCAGUGAGAACCCUUGCAACAAUAAGUCAAGCUGGUUUACUCCGCCGCCACUGCCAAAUAUGCCGAAAGCUAUUAACAAUAGUACUGUCACCUGCAAUUGCUCCUUCCCCAAUGGUGAAUGUCAUAUUGAUGGCAUCUAUCUUACUGGGCAGGAUCUUGAUGGUGUUCUUCCACGCUCACUUGUCAAGCUACCAUAUAUAAAGACAAUACAACUUUAUCUGAACUAUCUUAAGGGUACAAUACCGCGUGAAUGGACUGCUUUGAAGUUGGAGUUUCUGUCUGUUUCUAUGAACCACUUAUCAGGGCCAAUUCCAAGCUAUUUGGGAAACAUGACCAGCCUGAAAUAUCUGACGCUCGAGAACAACCUGUUUUCUGGAACUAUUCCUCCAGAGCUGGGGAACUUGGUUAACCUGGAAAACCUUACUCUUAAUGCUAACUUUCUCACAGGAGAGAUUCCCUUCACCCUUACUAAGCUGUCCAAUAUAAAAGAACUGAGGAUUAGUGGUAACAACUUCACUGGAAAAAUACCCAACUCUUUCCAUCGUUGGAAGCAACUUGAGAAAUUAGAGAUUCAAGCUAGUGGGUUGGAAGGGCCAAUUCCUUCAAGCUUAUCCGUCUUGCAUAAUUUGACUGAACUGAGGAUCAGUGACUUACCUGGAGAAGGUUCAAAGUUUCCGAACUUAGAAAAUAUGAAAAAUAUGUAUAGAUUGAUGCUGCGUAGCUGCAAUAUAUCUGGACAAAUCCCAGAUUACUUAUGGGAAUUUUCAAAAAUGCAAAUUUUAGAUCUCAGCUUCAACAAAUUGGAAGGUAACAUUUUAGAUUCUGAAAGCCUUACCAAAACACAAUACAUGUAUCUGACAAGCAACUCGCUUACUGGGCCCAUUCCAGAAUGGAUAAAUGCCAGAGAUAGCCGCUUCCAGAUAGAUCUUUCUUACAAUAAUUUUUCUGAAAGCUCUGAGCCAGCUUCUUGUAGGGAAAAUCUAAAUUUGUUCAAAAGCUUUUCAGGGAGCAAAAACUCUGGACAGGAUGACUGCCUGAAGCACUUUCCUUGUUCAAAAGAUUGGUAUUCAGUAUAUAUUAAUUGUGGUGGAGGGGCAACCACCAUUAAUGGCAUCAACUAUGAAGCAGAUGAAGAUGCAGGAGGCCCAGCAAAAUAUUUUCCUCUCAAAGAGACUUGGGAAACCAGUAGCACUGGGCUUUUCUGGGAUACCUCCGUUACUUCAAAGGACUACAUAGCACAAAAUGUUUCCAUUCUGAAAAUAAACAACUCCGAACUAUACACACGAGCACGCCUCUCUCCACUUUCUCUCACAUAUUAUUUUCGUUGCUUAGCAAAUGGAAGUUAUACAGUUACGCUUCACUUUGCGGAGAUAGUUAUCAGAGACAACAGAUCCUUUCAUAGUCUUGGAAGAAGGAUUUUUGAUGUUUAUGUCCAGGAGAAACUUGUGUUGAAGGAUUUCAACAUCAAAAGUGAGGCAAAGGGUGUAGAUAAAGCAGUUAUUAGGACUUUUAAAACUUCCGUCGGCAACAAAACUUUGACAAUUCGUUUUCAUUGGGCUGGAAAGGGGACAACUGCUACCCCUAGAAGAGGAACAUAUGGUCCUCUGAUAUCAGCAAUCUCAGUAGACUCAGAUUUUAAGCCUCCAGCUCCUCAUGUUGCAAAUACGAAGAUGAAGUUUCUAGUGGGAGCUGUUGUUUCUGUUCCUUGCUUGAUUUUGAUAAUUCUAGGCAUACUAUGGUGGAAAGGCUACUUUAGACGUGAGAUGUCAAGGGAACAAGUCCUGAGGGGGUUAGAUCUGCAGACCGGCUUUUUUACCUAUAGACAAAUGAAAGCUGCCACUAACAAUUUUGACGCUGCAAAUAAAAUUGGAGAAGGUGGUUUUGGAUCUGUCUACAAGGGUGAACUACUAGAUGGCACCAUAAUUGCAAUUAAAAAACUUUCUUCAAAAUCAAAGCAAGGGGAUCGUGAAUUUCUGAAUGAACUAGGCAUGAUUUCUGGAUUACAACACCCGAAUCUUGUCAGGCUGUAUGGAUGUUGCGUUGAGGGAACUCAGUUACUGUUGGUAUAUGAGUACAUGGAAAAUAAUAGCCUUUCACGUGCUUUAUUUGGUCCUAAAGAAAGCCAGUUGCAUUUGGACUGGCCUACUAGGCAGAAUAUUUGUCUUGGGAUAGCAAAAGGUCUGGCUUUCCUGCACGAGGAAUCGAGUUUAAAAAUCGUUCAUAGAGACAUCAAAACUACCAACGUGCUACUUGAUAAGGAUCUCAAUGCUAAAAUCUCCGACUUUGGUUUGGCCAAGUUUGAUGAGGAAGAAAACACCCAUAUCAGCACCCGAAUUGCUGGGACUAUAGGAUACAUGGCACCAGAAUAUGCACUAUGGGGCUAUUUGACAUUCAAAGCAGAUGUUUAUAGUUUUGGAAUUGUUGCAUUAGAAAUCGUUGCCGGUAAGAACAAUACCAAAUAUCGACCCGAGGAAGAUUAUGUAUGCCUUCAAGAUUGGGCUCUGGUUUUACAACAGAAGGGAAAUUUAAUGGAGUUAGUGGAUCCAAGGUUGGGAACAGAGUACAACGAAGAAGAGGCAAUGAGAAUGAUAAAAGUAGCUUUGUUGUGCACUAAUUCGUCGCCAGCACUUAGACCAGUCAUGUCUGAAAUAGUAAACAUGCUUGAAGGUCGAAUCCAUGUGCCUGAACUAAUCAUGGAUCCAAGCAUUUUUCGUGAUGACUCGAGAUUUGGAGCCCUACGAGACCAGCUCAACCAAAUGCAAUCUGGAAAGGGUAGAGAAACUAAUACGUUUAGUACUCAAACAUCAGAGUCAAGUUCAACUUCAACAGCACGGCUUGAUUCACAAUCCAUAAAUCGUUAUCAAUAUAGUGACUCAGGACCGUGGAUGAUUGUGCCUAAGAGGAAACAUAAGUCAAGGGGCAGAUCUAGAAGAAGAAGAUCCAAAGGAAGGAAUGACAGUGCUGGUACGGCCAGGAAUCGAUCGGUGUCGCAGCGAAAAGGGAAGGAAAUUCAGGUUUGGCGGCAGAAAGGAACUGGUUCAAAUUUUGAACAAAAUUCUGAGGGGGGAAAUUUUGGGGAUCGGUUUUUGUGCUUAGGGCCUUCGCACAAUGUUGGGCCUUCGGGUACUAAGGAUGACCUGGCCCAGUCUCCCUUGGACUUGGAAAAUGUCUCUGAAGGGCCUCUUUUGGAUGACGGGUACUUGGGUUUAUUGAAAGAUCCGAUUGAUGUUUUUGUUUCUAAUGAUUUGGGGCUUAGGGUUUCCUCUCCAGUUUCUGCGAUUGAGAUUGUCCCCAGUCUUAAGCAUUUAACUUCCACACUAGCUCAUACUCAAGUUGAUUCAGUUGAAGCGGAAGAUGCAGAGAGAACUCCUGAAGCGACGCGAAACCUGGUGGAGACCGACGCAAAUGUUGGAAGCAAGCAAGUUAUUGCUGUGGAAUCCCAACUCGCGAUCUCGCCCUUCGAUAGGAGCAAAUCUCUUUCUGAUGUUAAUUUGGAUCACUCCGACGACAUAAAUGAAUCGUUGCGAAGUUGUGGAGGGCGGGUCCAAGAAGUGAAUGCAGCUGUUGACUCACAAGAUAUUGCCUCUCCAUUUCCCGACGCUGGAAGGAAUUAUGUUAUUGAGUCAGAAACUAGAAACCUAACAGAGACAACGAAUCAAGCUCUCCAUACUGAUUUUAUUGAAGUCUCCACCACCGGAAGCCAGGGAAGUGCUGAUUCUUCCCUUCGGGAUUCUAAUGACUCUGGGAAACUUACUGUUUGCAAUUCUGGCAGAGGUGUAGGGAAUGGAAAUGUUCGUCUUCGCAAGAUUCUGCGCAAAGCCAGAAAGAAGAACAUUCAAGCACCGGCUGCCGUUUCAACCAGAGCUUUGAGAAGAGCAAUAUUUGCUGGAGAGAUUCAACUGGCUAAGAUCAUUACUGAGCCUAGGAUCUCGGGUUUGCGUGGUGAAUCUGUUAGGAAUUCUUUGGGCUUCGAUGGUGUUGAGUUUGUUGAUCCUAUUGGAUUUUCUGGUGGUAUUUGGGUCCUGUGGGAUUCUAGAGAGUUUGAUGCGACAAUGAGGAGUAGGACUCAGCAGGAGAUAACCAUGGACUUCAAGGUUAGAUCUUCUAAUUUUAUCUUUGCUGUUUCUGCGGUCUAUGCUAACCCUGAUCAUGAUAGUAGAGCAUUGCUUUGGGAUUAUCUGUCUCUUCUUAAUAGUAACUUAAAUCACCCUUGGCUAUGGAUUGGGGACUUCAAUGAACCCCUUCGCUCUAGUGAUAAAUUUGGUGGUAGAAGCAUUAAUAUUGCUAGGUCAGCUCUUUUGAAUGAUUGCAUUAAUUCAUGUGGUAUGAUUGAUGUGGGGUUUGUCGGCCCUAAAUUUACUUGGUCUAACUCUCAGCCUUUGAACACCCUUAUUCAAGAAAGAAUUGAUAGAGCAUGGGUUAAUCAUAGUUGGCUUGAUGUGUUUCCAAAUUCCAUUGUGUUCCAUUUGGUUAAAACAUGUUCUGAUCAUUGCCCUUUUUUGUUUGCUACCGAGGUCAAAAAUCCUGUUUUGCUUGAUAAACCCUUUCGGUUUCAACCCAUGUGGCUUUUUGAACCAUCCUUUUUUGAUGUUGUUAAGCGUACUUGGGAUGCACAUCCCUUUUGUUUUGAUGCUGCUGUCCUUGAAUUUACCUUUCUUAUUAAGGAUUGGAACAAAACUGUUUUUGGUAAUGUUUUUCACAAUAAGAAAAGGAUUCAAGCUAGGCUUCUUGGUAUUCAAAAAGAAAUUUCUGUUAAGCCUUCUCAUUUUUUGUUAGACCUUGAUAGAGAACUUAGACUUGAGUUGGCUAAUCUGAUUAGAAAGGAAGAAACUCUUUGGGCCAUGAAGUCAAGAAUUGACUGGUUGUUGGAAGGGGAUAACAAUACUAGCUUCUUUCAUAAGUCCACUAUUGUUAGGAGGAGAUUCAAUAGAAUUGUUGCUCUUAAGGAUGAUAACAAUAAUUGGCUUUAUGAUGAGAAUUGCAAGAAUCAUGUUGUUGAGUUUUUUAAGAGUCUUUAUUCAACUGAAGUUUCUAGUUGUUGUCUUGUUCCCUAUGAUGCUCCGCCUGGUAUUAGGAAGGUUAGUGCUGAGUCCCUGGAUCGCUUAGUCUGUAUUCCUUUUUGUGAUGAUAUCAAAGAUGCCCUUUGGAGUCUUAAACCCUUUAAAGCGCCGGGACCUGAUGGUCUUCAUGCGGGGUUCUUUCAGAAGUGUUGGAGUGAUGUUGGGAAUAAUUUGUGUGUUGCUAUUAAACAUGUGUUCAAUGUUCGCAGAAUUUUUGACAAUUGGAAGCAAUUUUUGAUUUGCCUUGUCCCUAAAACUCUUAGUGCUGACAACAUUAGGCUUUUUAGACCUAUUAGCCUUGGUAACACUUGCUACAAAGUUGUAACUAAGAUUUUAGCUAAUAGGCUUAAAAAUUGUCUCAAGGAAUUGAUUAACCCGGUUCAAGGGGCCUUCUUGCCUGGGAGAAGAGCUUCUGAUAAUAUCAUCAUUGUUCAAGAAGCUCUUAAUUCUGCUUAUUAUAGCCAGGCAAAGGAUGGGUGGGUUUGUAUCAAAAUUGAUCUUGAGAAAGCCUUUGAUAGGCUUGAAUGGGGUUUUAUUAGGGAGAUGCUCUUUUUCUUUGGUUUUCCUGAACCUUUUAUUGCUCUUAUCAUUUCUUGCAUUUCUAAUCCUAAUCUCUCUGUGCUCAUUAAUGGAACCACUUCUGAAUCUUUUGUUGCUUCUAGGGGCAUUAGACAGGGGGAUCCUAUAUCCCCCUAUCUUUUUAUUUUGAGCAUGGAAUAUCUCUCUCUCAUGAUUGAGAAUGAGGUUAAUUCCCAUAAUUGGAACCCCAUCCUUGUUGGGAGAGGGGGACCUAGGAUUUCACAUGUUCUUUUUGCCGAUGACAUUAUGUUGUUUGCUAAAGCUAAUAUUGCUAACUGUGAUGCUAUUUCUAGGACCCUGCAUGAAUUUUGCAUUAGGUCUGGUCAGAAAGUGAAUGCUAGUAAAACCAAAUUGUGGUGCUCUCUUAAAGUCUCUGAGGAUAAUAUGAACCUUUUUAUUAAUAGACUUGGGUUUAGGAAAGUUAACAAUCUUGGUGUUUAUCUUGGUCAUCCCACUUUGGUUGCGAAAGCAAAGAAAGGGGACUUUCUACCUGUUAUAGAUAAGAUUAGAAGUAAGUUGUCUGGUUGGAAAGCUCACAAUUUAUCUAUUACAGGUAGAUGCACCCUUAUUCAGUCUGUUUCCUCGGCAAUGGCUGAUUAUUCCAUGAACACUAGUAUGCUCCCGGCCUCUAUUCAUGUUGAAAUUGAUAGACUUCAUAGAAAUUUCCUGUGGGGUGAGUCUGAUGAGUGUAAGAAAAUUCAUUUAGUGAAUUGGGAUCAAGUCACAAAAAAGAAAAGAAGGGGUGGGCUCAAUCUCAGAAAAGCCAAGUUUCGAAAUAUCGCUUUGUUAGCUAAGCUGCAAUGGAGAGCCAAGAAAUCCCCUGAGGACCUUUGGGUUAAGGCCAUUAAUUGCAAAUACAAGGCUCCUAGUUCUACCUCUAAUAGAAAACAUUCCUCUGAUGUUUGGAAAAGCCUGGGUAAGGGUGAUGAUGUUCUUGAGGAUGGAUGUAGGAAAGUUGUUAAAUCUGGGCUUGAUACUAGCUUUUGGUUUGAUAGAUGGCUCUCUAACUGUGAUAGCAAUUUGAGAUCCUUAAUUUCAGGCCCUCUUAAUCGUAAUGAAGAAUUGCUGAGGGUAGCUGAUUGUGUGGAUCAUAAUGGUGGUUGGGAUUUGAGUUUGUCUUCCUUUCUUCUCCCUGAUUGCAUUCUCAAGUUCAUUUUCUCUACUGCUUUGCCCUUUAACAGAAAUCAAAAUGAUUUGAUUGUUUGGAAUUUCUCUUCUGAUGGGUCUUUCAAUUUGAACUCGGCUUAUGAAAUUGCUGCUAGUAUCAUUCAUGAGAAGGAUGACUUUGUGUUUUGGAAAAAAUUAUGGCAUGUUCCUUGUCAUUUUAGAGUCAUGCAUUUUUUGUGGACUGCUGCCCUUGAUAAGCUAUGCACUAGAUCCAUGCUCUAUCAUAGGAAAAUCUCGUUUGACCCUUGUUGUGAUCUUUGUUUGGACACUGAGGAAUCUGUUUUGCAUAUUCUCAGAGAUUGCACCAUUGCUCAUUCUCUUUGGGAUAAAAUCUCUCAUUUACCACAACAUUUUUUUGAUUGUGAUAAUGUUUUUGAUUGGUUUAGGAUUAAUCUUUCUGAUCCUAAUGUAGUUAAUAAUUUGCCUUGGCCUUGCCUAUUUGCUUAUUGUUGUUGGAGUUUGUGGUACUCCAGAAAUGCUAGACUCUUUCAAGGAAAGGCUUUGGACUUUAAUUCUGUUUUUAAUACAUCGUUUGUUAAAGCUUCUGAAUUUUUUCAUCUUGGUGCUGCUAAAACCAAAUUUGUGGCUAGAAAAAUUGUGAAUGUUCAUUGGAUUCCCCCUAGUUAUGGCUGGUUUAAGUUAAACUCGGAUGGAUCUACUUUGGAUAAUCCUGGCUUGUCUGGAUCUGGUGGAUGCAUUAGGAAUGAGUUUGGGGAGUGGAUGUAUGGUUAUGCUAGGAAUAUUGUUCAUGCUACUAGUGUCCAUGCUGAACUGUGGGGCCUCAGAGAUGGGUUGAAGCUGGCUUUGGACAAAGGAAUUUCUUUGUUGGAAGUUUCAAUUGAUGCUAAAGUUGUGAUUACUCUUAUUGAAAAGGCCAAUGCUAAUCUUCAUCCUCUUGGCAAUUUGAUUAUUGAUUGCAGGACACUUAUGAGCCAAUUUCAUAGGCUGAAGUUAUCACACUGCUAUAGGGAAGGCAACAGACUUGCGGAUGCUUUGGCUAAUCUUGGAAGAAAUUCAGGGGAUAACUUCAUUGAUUUUUGA